Molecule: messenger RNA, 1470 nt
Organism: Sclerotinia sclerotiorum 1980 UF-70
Lineage: Eukaryota; Fungi; Ascomycota; Leotiomycetes; Helotiales; Sclerotiniaceae
Source: the annotation of a RefSeq genome assembly
AUGUUACUUUUACUUUUAUUAACAAUACCUUUGUUAGGUGUAUUUACUAUUUCUACGGGUAUAUCUUAUAACUUAAGCGAUUUAAAUAUUAAACGUAUAAAAAAGAUUGCUUUAACUGCAUCUAUUAUAAACCUUUUCCUUUCUUUUUUAAUUUUUAUACUAUUCGACGCUAGUAGUAAUCAAUUCCAAUUUGUACAAGAAUAUCAUGAAAUAAGCUCUUUCGAUUUUUACUUAGGGUUAGAUGGACUUUCUAUAUACUUUGUAUUAUUAACAACUAUGAUAACUCCUAUAGCAUUAUUAAGUAAUUGAAAAUCUAUUCAAGAUAAUGUAAGAUCUUAUGUUAUAAUUAUACUACUAUUAGAGAGCUUGUUACUAGCAGUAUUUUUAGUGUUAGAUAUUUUAUUAUUUUAUAUUUUUUUUGAAAGUAUCUUGCCACCGUUAUUUAUAUUAAUAGGUCUAUUUGGAUCAAAUAACAAAGUAAGAGCUAGCUUUUAUUUAUUUUUAUAUACAUUGUUUGGAUCAUUGUUUUUAUUAUUAUCCAUAUUAACAAUAUCUUCAAUAAUGGGAACUACAGAUUUUGAUGCAUUAUACAAAACCAAUUUUUAUUAUUCUACACAGUUGUUUUUAUUUUAUGGUAUAUUUAUAGCCUUUGCUGUAAAAACUCCAACUAUAUUCUUAAACACAUGGUUAUUAAAAGCUCACGUAGAAUCGCCUUUAGGUGGUAGUAUAAUUUUAGCUGCUAUUGUUUUAAAAUUAAGUUUAUAUGGUAUUUUUAGACUUAUGCUACCUUUAUUACCUAAAGCUUCCUUAGAUUAUACUUAUAUAAUCUACCUUAUAGGUGUUAUAACUAUAAUAUACGCUAGUUUUAGUACCUUAAGAACAAUAGAUGUUAAAGAACUUAUUGCUUAUAGUUCUGUAUCACAUGCAGCUGUUUAUCUUAUCGGUGUAUUUAGUAAUACGAUCCAAGGAAUAGAAGGUGGUAUAGCUUUAGGGUUAGCCCACGGAUUUGUUUCAAGUGGUUUAUUUAUUUGUGCUGGAGGGGUAUUAUAUGAUAGAUCUGCUACAAGGUUAAUUAGUUUCUAUCGAGGUAUAGCUCAAUUAAUGCCUUUAUUUUCUAUUCUAUUCUUUAUUUUAUCUUUAGCUAAUGCGGGUACUCCCCUUACUUUAAAUUUCGUAGGUGAAUUUAUGUGUUUAUAUGGUACCUUUGAGAGAUUACCUUUAUUAGGUCUUUUUGCCAGCUCUUCUAUAGUAUUUAGCGCUGCAUAUACUAUAUAUAUGUUUAACAGAAUAGCUUUUGGAGGAUCAUACAGUAAAUUUUUUGAAGUUAAUAUAAGUGAUGUAAAUAAACGUGAAUUUUUUAUUUUACUUACAUUAGUAGUAUUUACUGUUAUAUUAGGUAUUUACCCUGCUCCUAUUUUAGACGGUUUACAUUAUUCAGUUUCAUCUCUAAUAUAUAGUAAUUUUAGUUAA